CUAGGUUUUUAUUCAGGAAUUCUACUCAAAACGCUGGGAAGUUGGGGGCGGGAUAACCAUUGGUGGAAGGUGGAAGAAACAGGACGGAUUGGCUUCACAACUAUGUCCAACUCUGAGAAACACCCCGCGAACGCGAAGCCGAAUCAACAGAAUUAGAACAAAGGAGUAAGGGUGAAUCCGAUGCAAACGCCCAUGACCGAAGAGAAGAAGCAAAGCAGAAUCCCCAAAUUGUUGUGAGCCGAAGUUGAAAUCUUAUAUUUCGAUUUUGCUGUGAGAGCUCACCAUACAUGCGACCAUUGCAUUGUUUGUCACAUGGUAGUGGUAACUACAAUGGCAUUACUUAAUUAUCCUACCAAUGUUAGAUUUCCGUCAUGUGAGUGCACCAGAUCAAGAUUUCCAGCCGUGGGCCAAAGAACAACUUUUGCUUUCAGCUGGAGGCUGUAUUCACAACUUUGUUUCUUCCAUGUAGCCCAGCCUCUUGUGGCUAGCAUGUCCAAGAGAAUGGCAUGGUCUAUUCAGAGCACUCUGGAUGGAAGAUCAGAUCCUCCGACAAAUAGCUCCAAUGGCAGAACCCGACUAAUUACAGCCAUCCAGGCUAUUCAAAUCAAAUUGAGUGAAAGAAUUGAGGAGAUAAGGAAAGAUCUUCCAAUGAAAUUACUCUUUUUCUUGAUGGGCUUUUACUGUGCAACUGCCUUUGCUACUGUUAUUGGGCAAACAGGUGACUGGGACAUUCUAUCUGCUGCCUUGGCUGUGGUAGUGGUUGAGGGAAUUGGAGCCCUCAUGUAUAAAGAUUAUUUUCCUAUGUUUGAAAAUAUUAGGAGCCUGAUCACCUUAUUUAAUUAUUGGAAGACUGGGCUUUCCCUGGGUCUUUUCUUGGAUUCUUUCAAGUACUAAAUUGAAUAACAUUAUGGAGUAUAUGAAUCCAUUCACUUUUUAGAUAAAUAUAUUCCCUGCAAAUUUUUAGCCC
Molecule: messenger RNA, 967 nt
Organism: Malania oleifera
Lineage: Eukaryota; Viridiplantae; Streptophyta; Magnoliopsida; Santalales; Ximeniaceae
Exons: 3
Coding region: 313-894 (193 amino acids)
Source: RefSeq, a predicted model, not a curated record